Xyrichtys novacula (pearly razorfish) is the source of this 20354-nucleotide messenger RNA. The record is from the annotation of a GenBank genome assembly. Lineage: Eukaryota; Metazoa; Chordata; Actinopteri; Labriformes; Labridae.
GCGGAAGCGCUCCAACAUUGAUCCAUCCGAGACUCCGUAGAAUAAACCUGCUACUCUGUUUUGGGACAAUAGUCUUCUAGCAGCUGUCACACUCUAGCUUCAAUUGGAUAACUGUUACGAGGUAAACAUUUAUUCUACGUUAAUAUCAAGAUUUAAGAAUACUAAAAUUGUUAUUUGUUUACAGUUUGGGUGCCAGGUUUCUCACAUCUUGUGUUAACCCCGGUAGAUGGUGAAGUAAAUGCUAACCAUGCUAGCUGUGUUAAUCACGCAGUCUGUAAAUGAAAACAGUUGAGACAGAUUCAGGGCUUUAAGAAGAAGUGAUAGUAUCUAAACAGCUGUUAAGUCCAGUUUAAAAAAUGUGGCCAAGCAGUCACUCUGUGUAAUUUCACUUUUUGUCUUGUUGGACCGCAGUCUGGGUGAUGGUCCGGACUCCAAGAUGACCCACAACCUGCGCGCAUGACCACCAGAGAACCUCAGAUUCAGCAGCAGCAGGUCACAUUUGAGGUAUGUUUUCAUCACAUUCAAAUUCAACUUUAAACAACAAUAGUGACAAUAAAACCCAACCCUCCCACCCACACACACAUCCAUGGACCCACACGCACCCAAAGACACACACCCACUCUCACUCACCCACACAUAAACACACACACACACAACCGCACACAGUGUGAGAACUUAAGAUAUAUUGUUAGAUAGACGUGGCCUGACACGGAGACAUUACAUGAGGAAAGAGCUACCUUUAGGAAACACUGGAGUUGAAAAUAGAAAUAAAAUGUUAAAAAGAAAGACCUAAACCUGAUGGACUAAAACAAGAAAGUCAUGUUAAAUGAACAAAUAAGUAAAAGCUCUUUACCAUAUAAAAAAAGGGGUAAAAGAAGUAAAAACCUGUGACGGGAAAUUAAGAGAAAGACUAAGAGCAGAGAUAAUUAAUGGAAUGACAUAAAAUAAACAUUAAGAACUUUGAUUAAAAUGAACAUUUGCAAUAAGAGAAAUAUAAAAUGGCAAUUAGUAAAAAGCCUGGUUAAAAAAGUGAGUCUUGAGCCUCUUCUUAAAAACAUCAACAAUCUCUGCGGCCCUGAGGCUCUCCGGCAGGCUGUUCCACAACCGGGGACCAUAAAAUUUGAAAGCUGAAUGCCGCCUCCUCGUGUGUUUUCAUUUAACUUUGGGUAAGGUUAAAAGGCCUGUGCCUGAGGACCUCAGGGUCGGUGAGGAUUGAUAUGGUAAAAGUAAAUCAGAUAAAUAGGAGGGGCCAAGACCAUUAAUACAUCUAAAAACUAAUAAAAGUAUCUUAAAAUCAAUCCUGAAACGGACGGGGAGCCAAUGCAGCAAUGCUAAAACUGGCGUUAUAUGCUCCCGCCCUCUGGCCCUCGUCAGCUCAGAGCUCAGAGUCGAAAAUUACGCCUAGGUUUUUUACAGAUGUUGAUACUUUAAAAUCUUGUAGUUUUGGUAAAAGUGUCUCUCUCAGGCCUUCAGGACCAAUAACUUGAACCUCUGGUUGAGCUGCAGGAAGUUGGCUGCCAUCCAGGACGUAAUGUCUAAAAUGCAGUUUAAAAGGGCAUCAAUUGGCCCGCUAUCAUCAGGAGACACGGACAUGUACAGUUGUGUAUCAUCCUUACACUUUAGUCAACUUCAGCUCUAUGUUGUGCCUCUUGUCUCUAAGUGUAAUCCUUUGACUCUCUACAGGCUCUAAACAGGGUGAUCCAUGCUUUCAGAUGAGCUUGACUCUAAACCAGAGGUAAUCCUGCUCACUUUCCAUCCAGAUGUGAUUGAGACUGAAACAGCUCCCGUUCUUCUUCUUUUUUUUUUUGACUGCACUAAAUCUCUGUUUCCCUCUUUCAGCUGCUGGUGCAGUUUGUACAGAACGCAUCCAUCCCUCUGGUUCAGGGUCUGGAAGACUCCGAGCCCAAACACCCCUGCCUGCCUCUGCUGGCCCCGGCUGAGAGCUCACUGUGCAGCCCUCUGGAGCUAACAGGUAAAAAAUAAAAAUGAGUCUCCUCAGUGUUGCUGCAUGACACAAAGGCUUGUUUUAGCACCAUUUGUGGACGCUGUUAAGAUGCACACUGGAGAUACCUGAUUACUGAAGUAGUCAAACAAAACUCAGAUAAGUUAAAGGGAUAUUCCGGCGUAAAAUUAAUAUAGGGUCAAACACACCAUAACACUGAGUUAGACUCCUUACCUGUCCGAGCUCCUGCAUCACCACUCCCCAGCCAGAGCCUUGAGGUCCUCUGGUCAGUUACUUUUGAUCGUCCCGAAAACCAGACUCAAGUCUAGAGGUGACAGGGCCUUUUCGGCGGUUGCCCUUAGACUGUGGAUCAGUUUACCCAGCCUCUCAGACCUUAGAGUCUUUUAAAUCAUCUUUAAAGACCCACCUUUUCUCCCUUGCUAUUAAUAAAUGAGCACACAGGAAUCAGAGGCACUGUAGCUUUUAUUCUUUUAUUGUCUACUGUUUUAAUUUUACUUUUCAUUGUUAUCUAUCUAUUUAUUUACUUCUUUUAUUUAUCCCAUAUACAGCACUUUGUUUGACUGCUGUGUUUUAAAGGUGCUUUAUAAAUAAACCUUGACUUGACUUAACUAGACACCCCCUCGAGAGAUGAAUGCUGCCGACCGCUUGCUUCUCUAGUUACACCAACUUAAGUAACAACCGCACUGUAGCAUUACACAACGGUCUGAGGAGCCUUAACCAAAACGCCACUCUAUAGCCACAAAUAAUGCUCAGAACAGCACCUAAGUUUAACUUUGCCUAAUUUCUUUAGUAAAGAGACUAAACACAACUCACCUACUCUCUUCCAGCAGCUGCUUGUUUGUACAGAGACCUCGAGCCAGUCCAUUACGGACUACAGCGGGGUGACGCAGCUCAAGGAAGAACAUUUAUGAUCAUUUUUUCAUGGAAAUGCAAUCAGAACGAGACGCUAAGGCAUUAAUAUGGUGAUUAUUACUUCAAGGAAAUGAUAAAGAAAUGAUCAUAAAUGUUCUUCCUUGGGCUGCGUCACCCCGCUGCAGUUGAUUGACUCAACUGGAGGUCUCGCUACAAACAAGCGGCUGCUGUAAGAGAGUAGGUGAGUUGUGUUUAGUCUCUUUGCUAAAGAAAUUAGGCAAAGUUACAAAGAUGUUUGGUGGCUAGUGCUGUGGCUAGGACCCUAUAUGUACUGUUGAUGAAGUUAGGUGCUGUUCUGAGCAUUAUUUGUGACUAUAGAGUGGCGCUUUGGUUGAGGUUUGUUUAUGGCUCCCCAGACCACUGUGUAUUGCUAUCAUGCAGUCGUUACUAAAGUUGGUAUAACUAGAGAAGCAAGCAGCCGGAAUAUCCCUUUAAAGCAGUGGUUUUCAAGUCCAGUCCUCGAGGCCAGUCCUGUGUGUUUUGGAUGUUUCCCUGCCCCAACACACCUGAUUCAAAUGAUCAGCUCGUUAUCGAGCUUUGUAAUGGCUUAAUAACGAGCUGAUCAUUUGAAUCAGGUGUGUUGGAGCAGGGAAACAUCUAAAACAUGCAGGACUGGGGGGCUCGAGGACUGGACUUGAGAACCACUGCUUUAAAGGCAGUCACUUGCAAACAGGUCAGCCAGAUCUGAUGGUAAUGCAAGAUGUAAACAGAGUUUUAGUAUCAUUACUGUAUGCUUUAGUGCAGACCAGGGAGCCAACAGCUCCUGUCUUGUCUCAGUAGACUGCAAAGACUCCUGCAGUGCAUGUUGUUCAUACCAAUCAGUGAGUUUCACUAUGAGUGCAGCGGGAAAGACUAUCCUCUGCUUUGUGGUUUUUAAUAGUUUACACUUACAUUGCAUGUUGUCACCACGAUUAAAGUCAUUAGGAUUUACUUUUAAAAUGACCACAUCAUAGACAAGCUCUGUGUCACAGAGUUUCUGAAUCUUCUCAGACACUCUGUCAUUAUUCAUGGAACAACAGAGUAUUUUCACAGAGCCUUAAAGCCAGAGUCAAUAUUAUUGUUUAACUUUCUCACAGAUUUAUCUUAAAAUUGGCUGUUUUGUUGAACCUCAAUUCUCGUUCAGGUAAUUUUAGUUUUCAGUUUAAUAUAAAAAAACCUCCCUCACGGUGUCUACGCUUCCUGAAUCCUGAAUUUUUGACGCACCCUGGAUGUCUUUUCCUUAUCUGGCUUUGCUCGCUCUGACACAUGAAAUUACACUUUAUGAAACAAUGCUGGUUUUUCUGUCAACAUCAUGAGUCAGCCUGGGCUUUCUGUGGGGAGACAAACAUGAACAAGUCAGCUGACUGCAGAUCAUUAUAUUUGAUCAAACUAUGGCACAAGACAAACAUGAAGAACUUACUUGAAUUGACAGCUGCAUGUGCGAAAAUAAAGGCAGAACAAAAAUGCAUUUUAUACUUGACUGUUUCAGCUAUGAUAUUUAAGCUGCAGCCCUGACUUGAUCAAACAGAGCACUAUAUAGAUAAUCAAAAUUAAUAUUAAAACAUAAUUAAAGUGGUAAGCAGGUGUUACUUUACAUCUUUUGAGUAGAGCAAAUACAAGGCUUUGGUGCUUUGAUGAGUCUCCAUUGGAGAACAACAUAAGCACAGCAAAAUUAAUGACUUUGAUGAAUAUUUUUCAAACUAUGUGAAGUCAUAAAGGUAGAGAAAUUGAAAACUUUCCCUUUUUAAGAAAUGAGCCAUUUUUAUAGUACUGAUAACUCAAAGUUAACCCUGAGGUGAACUUGUUCCUGCAAAUCCAGCUGGUAGUCCGGGUGUCUGCUCAGCACCAAACCGGAGACAAACAAGGAUGGUGAUUAUGAGGUGAAACCAGGUGAGCGCUGAGCAGCUACAGGGAUAGAAACGUCCUGCAGGAGUCGGUGAUGAUCAAAUCAGAGCUGAGGAAAAUACUGAACUCAAUUCACCAGCUAGAGAGACAAGCGCUCGCCUUUAAAUGAACCAACAGAUCAAAAUAAACGGAUGUGUCAGUUCGGCGUUUACAGUUCGUUUCAGCUGCUCUAAGGUGGAAAUAAAAAUCUGCUAUUGGAGAUCGUGCAACUUCUGAUUUAUAGAAACUUCCCCUAAUCUUCAUAUUUUCUCUCAAUUUAAAAUGCAGUACACAGUCAUUGGAUAUUUGUUGCAGGUUCGAGUUUCAAUAUUCAGUCCAUGACAAACCAUAAAUAUUGAAGAACAUAGCCAGCAUGUGAUUUGAAACUUUAAAACCAUCCCUGUGGUGGUUUUUAGGUGUAGUUUUUCACAUGGUUUGUCUAAAUUCUAACAGCUUGGCGACAUCUCCACUUUCUUUAUUUUAGGAUCAGUAUUAAACUGCUGUGAAUCCUGAGUAAUUAAAAACACCUGACAGGUUCCAACUCAGCCGAGGGAUAAAUGCUUAUUAGCCUUUAGUGAAGCUGUAAGCCUUCAGAAAACACCGGCAGCAUCACCUGCUGAAAAUCUGUAACUCAUUCUGAGUGUUUGAAGAUGUGAAGAUGCCUUACGCAAAUAUAGAUGUCUGUAUUUCUCUAAAAUACACACAUUUAUCAGGCUUUUUCGAUGGGCUGAGAUUUUCUCUGCACUCAAUACUUUUGUUAUACCCACCAAUGAAAACCAUAGCUUGAUUAUUAUGGGUUUUUCUAUGAGGGAUAAUGUAUAGUGAACAGGUGGUUAUGCAAAUCAGAACACUUACAGGGCGAGCAGAUUCGAUUUAACCUUAAAUUGGAGAUUAAAAUUUUUACUCAAGUUAAAAUAUGAGCUUGCAUAAAUAAUGCAAAUCCCACACCUCAUAUCAUUGUUGCUGUUAUCGCUACUGCAUAUGGUUUGAGUUACUUUGUAGCUACCUAGAGAGAAGCCCGCACAGGGCUUGACACUAACUUUUCUUAGAAGGAGUACAAAAAGAACUUUAGAGGGCAGAAUAAAAAUUGAUCAAAUAAUGUUUGUCCUAUUGGUCGACUUUAGUACUAUUAUUUGAAAUUAAUUUUAGGUCAGUUGGUCACAUGACAUGGAAGCUAUAGAAGAAAAUGUUCAAAAUUUGCCUUUAAAUUUAACACAAAAAUUUUAGAGGAUAAAUUAGGGAAAUAAAGAGGUGUGUCUUAUUGUAUGACCUUAGUACUAUUAUUUAAAAUCAAUUUUAUGUCAAUUGGUCACAUGACAUGGAAGCUAUUAAAGGAAAACAGCCUUUUUUGAGAACAUCAACUGGUAAUUUAUUGAUGGUCCCUUAUUCAACACCUGAAAUGGUCGCACUGUCGAGUCCUGGGUUAUGCAAAUCAGAACACUUACAGGGUGAGCAGAUUCAAUUUAACAUGAAACUGAAGAUUAAAAUUUUUACUCAAGUUAAAACAUGAGCUUACACCUAGAGAGAAGCCCUCAGCAGUGCCGUUGGUGUUGCCUGGAUUGCAGGACAGGUUGUUACACCUCUUUUCACUAUCAAAGGUGGUUGGGGAACAGCAGCUCCUCAGGCAGCUCUCACAUGUGUGUGCAGUAACUGGCCUUAUUCCCAGCCUGAGACAGACACUGAUGUUUUGAUUGACACUGAUUUUGCCAGCCUCAACAGCCAGGGGUGACAUGCGCUAGACUCCUCAGUGUGGGUUAAUUUGAUUUGGCAUGUCUCUCAGCUUCUCUAUUUCGAGUUAAUUACUGUUUUGAGGUUUUAACCAAUCAGAAUCAAGUAUCCAGCACAGCCAGGCAAUCAUUUAAACAGCCAGGUUUUAAUAGCAGGUAUCUUGCAAAACGAAAUACUCUGUUUUUCUCCCCAGAUGGCGGCCUGAGCCAUGAGCCUGAGGGUUCUCCUUCCCUGUCAGAGUUUGGAGGUGUAUCAGACCGGAGCCCCUUAGUGGUCCAGACACACUCCCAUCCGCGGGCCUCACCCAGCCCCCCACCCAUCCUCCAUGACCUGCAGCAGUCAGACAGCACAUCAUACGUCCUGCUGAACCUAGCAAAAGGUAAAAGAUCUCAAAUCGAAACCCACCACACAAGAGCGUCACAAACUUUAGACAAAAACAAACAAAACAGCUCCUUCUGUCGGCUACGUUUAAUCGGCAUAUCCUUGACAACAAAUCACAUCUUCAUCCCCGUGAGAUGAGUCACUUCCUGAUGGAUUUCAAACACUUUAGAAAGGCUGAGAAGUUUUACAUUAAAACUUUAAAUCUGUUUUUUUGUCUGCACUCUGGGUCUCACUCGACUCCCGAUUCUACUCGGAGCACUAAAAAAGAAAUGGGGUGACACAUUUUCAUGAAGAAAACUGUGAAUUAUUUUGGCUGGAAGAAAUGAUCCUUGGCAGGCACAUUCUCUUGGUUCAUCAGCCUUUUGGCAGCAGAGCCAGAAAAUUAAUUUUGGUCCCUUGACAUGCACCUUUUGUGCAGCGCGCUGUGUUCAGUGUGUGACUCAGUGAGUGAUGUGGCGGAUAGAAAAGACUUUUCAGAGGGUAGAAUCACUUUGAGUCGUUGUUACAAUAAAUUCAGAUCUUGAAUAAAAGGGGAGUGUGUUGUCUUUGGCGUGUUUACGUGUGUGUCUGUUUAAUUGUCUCCUCGCUGCCUUUGAAAACGCAGAAGCGACAUUAAAACCAAGCUGCUGAGCUUGAUAGAGGGACAGUAAUGAAUUCAGAGCUAUGACCUCGAGGGACUCAGACCAGCGAUGAUCCUGCAGCUUUUUUCGCAAUGGCCUUGAAUGUCUUGUUUCACAGCGAUUGUCCUCCUGCCUUUUCAUCCCUCACAGGCAUCACAGCUUCUUCUGAGUCGCUGAUCUUCGCCGCAGAUGGCGCCGGGGAGGAUGACGAUGAGGGGGUCUCAUCAGGGGACUACGGGAUGGAUGGCAGUGCUCCCUGGUAUCUGCGGGUACAAGAGCUGGCACAUGACAGUCUGAUCGCCGCCACGCGGGCGCAGCUCGCGAGAGAUGCCAAGGCAAGCCAGGACGCGAGAGCUGCGAGCGUCAGUAACGGUAGAGUCACUUUGUUUCAUCCGCACAAGCAGAAACGGUCGCCAAAUGAAGUCAAACAGAAGCUUGUCUUUGAAGAAGUACUUUCAGGAAUGUAGGCAGCGCUCUGUGAUGUGUAAGACUAAAUUAAGAAAAAAAAAGAGAGAGAAUUAAAAAGCAACAAAGCUCAUGCGCAGCAGACAGCACAUUUUAGGGAGAAGAUAACAUCAGCCGGUCUACUUACGGCAGGCAUCAAAGACGGAAAGAAGAGAAACGAGGUCAGCAGCGAGAUGAAAAUGUGGCGUAAUCAGCAGCGACUGAAAGUGUGUUCAGCGCUCCUCAUCAGAAGUCUCUCAAUCAAAAUGAAUUUGUAGCUUUGUCGUCUCUGAUUUACAAAUCUGCCUGCAAAUAUCCAGCAGAGUCAUCAGAGCCGCAUUAUCCUGAAACAUUGAUCACGCUUAAGUAGUUUUCAGUGUGCUGUGUCUCUGAUGAUUUAAUGUGCGUUUAGUAAUGCGACUAAUGCAGGCUCCGGAGAGGGAGAGAGGGUACGAGGCAGCUGUGUGCAGAGAGAGAGAGAGAGAGGCCCGGUUUAGGCAUUGAGACAAGAUCUGGGACUGGACAGCUGAUCAAGAAAAGGAGCUGUCAGGAAACCGUCACAUGGAGGACAAUUGAGCAGACGAUAAUAAGCUUCUUAAUUUUUUCAAAGAUAGUUAAUGUAAAGUUCGGAACCACUCUCAUGUCUGAGCUACAAAUACGGAAAAAGCUUGCAUCAAAACGUCAUCAAAGCAAUCGAAAAGCUAAAUUGGCUCCAUUUUUAGUAUUGGCUAUAAAUAAGAAAUGCUAAAAAUGUGUUUUAAGCUGUGCUUUGAUUGUCAGCAGUUGUUUACUUCAGCUUCUCCACCCACCAAAAUAUCCUCUUCAUGUGUUGCUCCCUCUCGGUUCAAAGUUAUCCCUAAUCUCCUCUCACUCUUCUCACUGGAAAGCUCCCCUCUCUGAUCUGAACGACACACACACACACACACACACACACACACACACACACUCCUCUUCCCGCAGCACAAGGUGCUGUAGAAAACUGUUGACCCGCGCCGGGAGUCUGCACUACAUCACUCCACAUUUUAACUCCCCUCCACAGGCGGCGUGUUAGAUAAAGAUUUCACCCAUAGCAUUCAGGGCAGCGUGUCUCCUAGCUAUAUCUCUGAUCUUUGAACUUCCUCUGAGCCAAAUUGCAGCCAGAGGUUCAGGCUAGAAAAGUGAUACAGGAGGAAAAUGUUGUUUCCAUCCUCGCCUGCUUCGAAUGCAUUUCCUCUAAUCUCAGCCUGGAUCUUUGCUUUGCCAGUUUUACUCGAGUGCUGCUGUUUCUAGUUGAAAUCAGCGCUGAGCAUUUGGAGAUAUUUUUAAAUGUAAAUAAAGUCUGUUCAUUCACUGUUUGCACAAACAGUGUUGGUGUAAUAAUGAGUGUUACAGGCACAAUAAUACACACAUUGCUGGUCCCGAAGUCCUUAUCGCAUCUGAUAUAUACAAUUUUAACUCCUUUUCUAACAGUGAUGUAAAUUGAUGGAGAGUUACAAAAAUGACUGAGAUGAACAGCAGCGAUUUUUUAUAAAGUAAAGCAGAUCACUAGCAGAAAGAUUGACAGUAUUUUACUGUAAUUUUUAGUGCUGAUAAACACUGCAAAGAGGCAAUGUUACGAACAGUGCUCAUAUUCAUAAAAAGUGUGAAGGGAAUUUUUGUUAAUACUAUGUACUCAUGUAAAGGAGAGGAUUAACACAGAGGAAAGAGGUCUCACUUUGGCCCAUGGACUGUAUAUACUAUGGACAACUUGGUUCCGCCUUCCGUCAGUAUAUGGAUUUUAAGCCGAAAAGCUCUUGGUAUUUCAGCAAUUUUUCUCCACUUCCCGAAACCAACAUUGCGCAGUAGCGUUGUGUGCAUUCGGCGGAAGAGUCGCCAAGAGUCGCUGUGAUGACGCUCGGCUCAGACAGCGUAUCCCCUGUGUGAGCUUCGCAAUCCUUGAACGCCCAUAGGCUGUAUCAAGUGUCAAUCAUAGAAAACUUGAACCCCCUAAUAACUUUUAAAAAUGGAUCUGUACAGAAAAAAAGGACUUGAGCACAAACCAGUCUGACAGUAACUACAUGUCAACAUUGCAACCGGGGGGGGGGGGGGGGGGGGUAUAUUCUGUGUAAUUAAUUUCUAAAGUUUGUCCACAGCUCUAUAGGGAUUGCUGGAGGAGGCGGGAUUUAUGAACUAUACUGCAGCCCGUCACCAGUGGGUGCUGUUCUCGGGGUGGCUUCUCCCAGCGAGGAGGCAGACAGCGUCCAUUCUACAUACAGUCUAUGGGGGUGCCAGGAUCAACUCAAACCAAAAGUUCCGUACAGGAGCUUUAAUUACUGUUGCUGCACUACAUGCGCAGAUAUAACCUGUUUCAUCUCAUCAACAUUGCUGUGCUGCUGUCUUGUAUUUUAAAAGGACUGUGAGGAGUUUAAUCUGGUUAUAAAUCAGGCCAAAAAAAGUCAAACAAAGUAAUAAGAGUUGUUUCUUUGUCCAGAGAAAACCCUCACUGGAGCUUUAACUGUGCUCUGUUUUGACACUCAGUUGAGCUGUGAUUCCCAGUACGGGUGGAAAUUUGCUCCAGUGCACCCUCAGAAAGUAAGAUGCCAUAUUUUUCGGCUUGUUUUGACUUCUCUGAGUUUGUAUUUGAUUUUAUACUCUCCUGAAUUCAAAAAGAAGUUACUGGAUAAAAAAAAAAACAUGUUUGUGGAUCCGGCCUUGUAAGCCUUUAUCUGGUUCAUCAAGAUCUCAGUGGAGUAUUUCACAUAUCUUGUCACAUUGUAAGGUCUAAUGUUUUGUUCUGAGGCGGUGUGGCAGUUCAUAAAUGUUUCCCACAUUGUUAAAUGAGAAGUCUGCAGCAGACUGUAACUGCUUUCAGUGAGGGACUAAAAACUCCUCUAUCUGAGCAGCAGUAAUGGCCGCCCUCCUACCAAUUCACAUUAGAUUAGACAAGUUUCUUCCAGCAGUGGGGUACCGGUUAUGGCUGCAUUACUGCCGAGAUGCUGUAAGCAAAAUUGGACCUGUUAACAGCAUUCAAGGCGGGGAGCCUGUGCAGGUGAAAAGCGAGUGAUUGCCUUCAGCUUCGGGUUGUUUUCUUUCGGCGGCGGUUGUUCAGCGGGCCUCAGUCGCUACCCGAUGAUUAGCUUUUUAUACAGCCAGGCUCCAGAGGCCGACCACCUGGUAACUCCUGGGUUAUUUUCCGCACAGCCCCGCUCACUUUCCUUUUUCUUGUUGCCUAGGCGACCACGCGCACACUUUGGCGCCGGAGGGGGACAAGCGGGAGCCGGCGCCCCGGACCAACCGUCCCCUCUCCAAGCAGAUCCUCCGCUGCUCGUUCGAGGGAUGCUGUAGGACGUUCACCUGGCCGGCUCAUCUGAAAUACCACCUCAAAACACACAGGUAUCAUCAUACACACAUUUUAACACAUAUUUAACACAAACACCUAAUACAUCACACACACAUGGUAUUCAUUAUUUUCAUUAAUGGCUCAAAGCAGCUGCUGCAAAAACAUCAAAAUUCAAAACCCCAUUCAAAGCCUGGCUAAUGCGGAUACAUUUACUAAAUUGAAAAAUAAUAAUACAAGCUUGCAGGCUAAUACCGUCAUUACACACUGUCACUUAAAAUAUAAUAUGUGCAAUCAAAUCUCAGCUGUUAAUAGAAAGCCGCAGCUAUUAUUACCUGUAAAACACAAUUAGGAAGGGAGAUGUUGUUAUUAAGCUUAGUGCAGAAAUUUACAUGAAUUAGAUUUAUAUUAGUAGGAAUAAUUACAGAAAAAGCCCCCAAAAUAAAGAUAUUAUCACCACUCUUUGAUCCGACUGAAGCUCCUUUUUUUGGUUCCACAAAGUGUAUAAUGUUUCAGCAGAGACGUAGAAUGAAUAAAAGCGGGGAACCCAGAGUAAAUAGCGUUUAAAUAUUUCAUCCGCGGGCUUCAUUUUCAGGCUUCUGAGACUUGGUGUUGGAGCAGAGCUGUACAGAUGUUUUACAGCCGAGCGAUCUCAGUGUCUUCCACAGGUUUUUAACUCGAAGGCAGGCGGGGAGAAACACAGCGGAGACUUAGAGAGAAGUGUGCUGUUGUGCAGCAGGAGCUCUCUUAACACCAGUGAAGGAAGUGUACUCGUGGUUUGCCUGGCCUGACCUCGAGGUGGGCUGACUGCAAAUGAAUCGUGCAGUCCAAACACGCUGAGGCUCGUUUGUCUGGUUUUCUCUCAGGAAUGACCGAAUGUUCAGGUGCGGCGCUGAGGGCUGUGGGAAGAGCUUCUACGUGCUGCAGAGGCUGCAGGUUCACAUGAGGACCCACAACGGCGAGAAGCCCUUCAUCUGCAAGGAGAAGAACUGCGGCAAGAAGUUCACCACUGCUGGGAACCUGAAGAACCACAGACGCACACACACAGGUGGGAGGGGGAAGGGGUGAAGGGGGCGAGGGAUACAUGGGUAUAAAAGGCUAAACACGCUGGAAGCAAGAACUGACUCAGGCCAUUAGACUCAGGCUUAUUUAAUGCUUCCACGGUGCAGUAGAGGUGGAGAUGUGACGAGUCAGCAGCACUGGCGCCUCAUCUUCACCGCUGCAAAGAGUAUCAGUACUCUGUCAUGUUUUAUUUAAAGUGACAUUAAGAUUUCUGAUAGACUGUCUGCUGCUUCUUUCCAGGGACCCUCCAGCAGAUCAGCUAAACAGAGUUUAUCUUUGCCUUUUUGUCUGGAAGUACGGCUUCCUGUGAGCUGAAAUAUUCACAAAACUGAACGUGGAGCUGUUAUAAUAUUGAAACUAGAACCAGAACUAGCUUCAGUGUAGCCUAGGAUGGUCCAUCUCAAGACCCUUUACAGAAAGACCUGGUCUAGACCGUGCUCUUUGUUUUAUUUACAAAGAUCCAACAUUAAGAUGGGAUAAGAUUAAAGGGAUAUUCUGGCGUGAAAUUAAUUUAGGGUCAAACACACCGUAACACCAAGUUAGACAACCCGUCUAGAGAUGAAUGUUGCCGACCGCUUGCUUCUCUAGUUAUACCAACUUAAGUAACGACCGCAGGAUAGCAAUACACAGCGGUCUGAGGAGCCACAGACAAACCUCAACCAAAAAGCCCUCUAUAGCCACAAAUAAUGCUCAGAACAGCACCUAACUUCAUCAACAGGACAUAUAGGGUCCUAGCCACAGCACUAGCCACCAAACAUCUUUUUAACUUUGCCUAAUUUCUUUAGCAAAGAGACUAAACACAACUCACCUACUCUCUUCCAGCAGCCACUUGUUUGAGACCUCAGGCCAGUCCAUUACGGACUGCUGCGGGGUGACGCAGCUCAAGGAAGAACAUUUAUGUUCAUUACUUAUGGAAAUGCAAUCAGACCGAGACACUGAGGCAGAAGAACUACCGCGUCUGCAGUGCAAAAUGAUUAAUAUGGUGAUCGUUACUUCAAGGAAAUGAUAAAUAAAUUAUCAUAAAUGUUCUUCCUUGAGCUGCGACACCCCACAGCAGUCUGUAAUGCACUGGCCUGAGGUAUCGCUACAAACAAGCGGCUGCUGGAGGAGAGUAGGUGAGUUGUGUUUAGUCUCUUUGCUAAAGAAAUUAGGCAAAGUUAAAAAGAUGUUUGGUGGCUAGUUCUAUGGCUAGGACCCUAUAUGUCCUGUUGAUGAAGUUAGGUGCUGUUCUGAGCAUUAUUUGUUGCUAUAAAGUGUCUUUUUGGUUGAAGCUCCUCAGACCGCUGUAUUGCUAUCAUGCAGUCAUUACUAAAGUUGGUACAACUAGAGAAGCAAGCGGUCGGCAACAUUCAUCUCUCGACGGGGUGUCUGACUCAGUGUUACUGUGUGUUUGACCCUAAAUUAAUUCUACACCGGAAUAUCCCUUUAAGUCAAGCAUCUUAUUGGGAUCCAUAGAGGAGCAUGCUGCAGCGCACCAGAGUCAUGUUGGACAGUUAUCCACUCAGACUGACUAGAAAGAGAGAGAUGGAUAGAGACAAACGGUAAAAACCUCUUAGUUCAUGACAAUUAGAGUCGACAGGUCUUUCUCAAUAGCAUCGCGGUGACAGCAGUUGUUAUAAUAAAGGUGAAAAUGAAAAGAGUCAAAAUUUAACAUUAACUCUGUAACAGUGAUAAUAUUGGUAAGGAUGGUGCUAAUAAAUUAAUUCAGCUGCUCUUUCUAAUUAGAAAAAAGGUUAUUUUCUUCUGCUGUGAAACAGGCGCCUACACUGGAUGAUGUGCUGCGCCAACAUUUAUGAACCUGUUCAUGUUGGCAAUUAGGAAGAAAACAAGUUUGCGUGGUGAAAGCAGACAGUGUGAUAUUAUCCGGGGUUGGAAAAAGCGACAGUUGCGUUAUAAUAUUUACACUAGAAAACUCAUCUCUGAACUUGCAUGUGUACAUUUAUGCGGGGGGAAAUAGGAGAGGCAUAGAGGUUUCUAUAAUUAGGGGUUCAUAAUUAAUCAUCAUUUCAAGAACCCUCCGAGGGAAAUGCUUUGAUUGCAAUGAUUAAAAGGAAGUAUUUCUGUACACUCACCAUGCUGUCAUGUCUGAAUGCAAAGAGCUGACCAAUCAGAGCCUUUGAUUCGUGAACUGUGCGCUAACCAGCAGUCGACUCGAUGAUUUUUGUCAGUUUGGUGGAAAAAAAGGGAGGAGAGUUGAUGAAUACUUCAUCACACACCCCAGAUUUGUCUCAUUUCUCGCAGUCGCAUAAAUAAAAGUUUAAACGCUCAGAUGUAGACGAAGAGUCGACAGAUAAACAGGUUCAGAUCCCUGAUUCCUUAUCAGAAAGCAGAAAAUAAAAAAGCGACAUCUCAGGCGAUCACGAUGGGAGUAAUUUUUAUUUUAUUAGUAUGUUUGCGUCGAAUUAGGUCAGCUGUCACUGCGGUUUCCAUAAACAAGAAAAAAAUGCUGCAUUCAACGACUCCAGAGUGCCUGAGCUGCUUAAAUCACUUUAUCACUUUGGAUAAUCCAGUAAAGUUCUGCAGAAUAAUGCUGUGUACAUUUGUAAAUCUUUGUAAUAUGGAGUUAAAUGUGUGUAUGUGUGCAUGUGCGUGUGUGUGUUUGUGUGUGGUGGGUGGCUGUUUCCAGGAGAGAAGCCUUUUCUGUGUGAAGCAGAUGGUUGUGGGCGAUCCUUUGCCGAGUAUUCCAGUCUGAGGAAACACAUGCUCGUACAUUCUGGUGAGUGGGACACAGUUUACAGCUGGAACAGCCCCGGCGCUGUUUCUGUAAUUAGUGUGCAUCCAGAUCCACUGUAUCGUGAUGCGCCUUGAAGACAUGCAGAGCGGGAUCACAGGAUUUCACGUCUCUUUAUGUUUGCGUGCUUGUGUGUCGUCUGCCAGGCGAGAAGCCUCAUCACUGCGGGAUCUGCGGUAAGACGUUCUCCCAGUCGGGCAGCAGAAACGUCCACAUGAGGAAGAGGCACGGAGAGGAGGGGCUCAGCACUGAAAGUCGAGAAACAGGUCUCUUUUUCUUUCCCACUCUCUCUCCUAUUAUCUUUUUCUUUCACUGUAAAACACACACAUUCACACACACGCACUGUGCAGUAGGUGGUAAUGCUAAUCCAUGGAUUAUGUAGCUUCAAGCUGCCCAUACAUUUUCAAAAGUGCACAGAGAAAGUGUUGGUUUAAGUUACAUUGAGGAAUAUUUCAUGAAUAAUUAAUGCCCCCAGAGCAGUUAAAAAUUAAUCAUUAAGAUUUUUAUUCUUCAGGCUCAGAGGCUGAAUUGUUUCAGACAGCUCAUAUCUGUGGAAAAGCAGAGAUAGCAGAACUGCGCCGCGGAAAGAGGCCUGUCGGGCGUCUUGUGAUGGGGUCACGAUUGUCUGUAAUCACCGCAUUAACUCAAAUUCAUGUCUUCGAGCGUCUUGUGCCGUCACAUAACAAAUAACCGAGGUAAAUGAGUGGGUAUGCUUGUGUAAAUCUCCCACUGCAGCUGUGGAGAAUGCACCCCAGGUCAGUCCUCCCUCUAUUCUUAGUCCGAGUUCCAGUACCUCUUCAGAUUAAAAGCGUCCCUCAACGAGCUAUUUACGUUCCGACAUAAUGUCUAAUUGUACAAAAUCAUCUUAAAUUAGGUUGUCUUUGUGGCGUGGAAACAUGAGAGCAGACAGAGUAUUUUCCUCCUUGUCACAUUUGUGUAGCAGUGGGAAGCACGGCAGCUGAAUCACCACAGAGGAAACGGCUGCCAAAGCUCUAAUUAUAAACAGCAGAUUUAUUCGGGUCAGCCUCCCCAAAGAGGCUGGUCUUUUGUAAAAAAAAAAGCAGAACGAAAGGAAGAUGCAGCUUCUCAACAGAGGGGUAGUUUCUGUGUUAUUUAUACCAGAUGAAUUAUUUAAUCGACUUUGUUGGAAUAAGGACAGUCCUAAAAACAACCCCAAGAAAAGGCGUCCAAAGGUAACUUUAAAAGUUUGUAGAAAUGAGAUGUUUGAACUCUGAUAUUUGGCUUUUUAUCCUUUAAAACAGAGUUGAAACAGAGUUUGAGGUAUAUUGCAUUUCAGUUAUCUCAGGUAUGAUUUCUUGGAUCACAAAUGGAGUAUUACGACGUUUCGAAUCACAUGUCGCUCGCCUCCUCAUGUCACAAAUCAGAGUUUGACGUCUGUGCGCAUCCGACAGGUGAGGCUCUGACACAAAGCAGCCUGCUGGAGGCAGACGGCGAAAAUGGAGAUGAUAUGGUCACCAUGACAACAGCCGUGGAGCCCAUGAAUCUCCACCACGCCAUGCUGAGAUCACCAGGUAGGUUUCUUACAUGUCACAGCACAAUAACCUCGCUGUAAACAGUGAUUCGGUGAAGCGGACAGCAUUUAUGCUAAUGUCGGAGGUGCUGAGUCAACCUGUGGAGCCGCCGGUUUCCUGUCAGGUGUUUUUCCUCGUAUUUAUGUGACAGUCCCGAGGUGACGAGUCGCUCCACGACAGUCCAGCUUUGUGUGUUUGUCUUGAGUUUGAGAUGUUUUAUCUACCAUCAGAAAGCAACUUAAAAGGCCUUUUUAUUCUCUUUUUAUUCACUUGUCUCGAUUUUAAAGCGGCGACUGUCAAAGCUGAAAUUACCCACUGCUAAAUGACUCAGCUGAGUUUGUCCUUUCGCAGCGGUGCAGUCUUGAUUUAAAGAAGAGGAGCUGUAAACAAAAUCCUGUAAUUUCACUUGAGGAAAAAAGGCUGAAAUUUACUCUCUUCAGUAUUCGUUGCCAACCAGCUCAUCUCAUGACGCAUCUCAACCUCACCCGGCUCGUAGAUUCAGUCCGAACCUUUGUGAUUCUGUUAAAUGCAACACCUGCUCCUCCGCUGUGAGCACAUAAAUGCAUAUGUUUUCAGUAUUGUGAUGCUAUUUAUACUCCGGAUGUUUCUCUCCCAUCUGUCGCCUUUAUUACAGUCCCGUGGUUUGUCUCAGAGAAGCUUGUUCCAUUGCAGCUUUGAUUUACUUUCGUUUCUCUCCAUUACCUACAAUUAUAUUUUACAACUGGAGCGCCUGGUGACACAAGGCUAAUUCAGUCACGCUUUGCGAGUGGUCCUAUGCUGCAGAUUUACCGCAGCCCAGAGUCCCAUUUUAAUGCUUGUUUGAAAUAUUUAUUUACCCCUGCAGUGCCCACGUUUAAGUAGCUUCAGAUUGCAGAAAAUUAUGAAUUGUGUGAUAGUUCUUACUCUAGACGGAUUUUCUUAUAUAAUUAAUUUGUUUCUCUGGCUGACAUUCCCAUAUUCUUUGUCCGUCUGGAUUUCUCUGUGAUCCUAACUUCAAAGAAAUGUUGACAACUGUUGCCAAACUUCAGAGAGCUGUGAUGCUAAAUGAGAACAGGGGCCACAAGUAGGAGAUUUAACCACAUGAAACGGGGACUCUAGUAAUGGAACUGCAAAAAGUUCAGUCAACACGUCUGAUUCCUGAUCGCUGCACUUUUUUCUUUAAAGGGAUAUUCUGGUGCAAAAUUAAUUUAGGGUCAAACACACCGUAACACUGAGUUAGACACCCCCUUGAGAGAUGAAUGUUUCAGACCGCUUGCUUCUCUAGUUAUACCAACUUAAUAACGACCGCACGAUAGCAAUACACAGCGGUCUGGGAAGCCAUAAACAAACCUCAAAAAACGCCACUCUAUAGCCACAAAUAAUGCUCAGAACAGCACCUAACUUCAUCAACAGUACAUAUAGGGUCCCAGCCAUGCCACGAGCCACCAAACAUUUUUUUAAUUUUGCCUUAUUUCUUUAGCAAAGAGACUAAACACAACUCACCUACUCUCUUCCAGCAGCCGCUUGUUUUUCCGAGACCUCAGGCCAGUCCAUUACAGACUACAGCGGGGUGACGCAGCUCAAGGAAGAACAUUUAUGAUCAUUACUUUAUCGUUUCCUUGCAGUAAUGAUCAUCAUAACAAUCAUUUUGCAAUGCAGACGUGGUAGUUCUUCUGCCUUAGCGUCUCGGUCUGAUUGCAUUUCCAUGAAGAAAUGAUCAUAAAUGUUCUUCCUUGAGCUGCGGCACCCCACAGCAGUCCGUAAUGCACUGGCCUGAGGUCUCGCUACAAACAAACAGCUGUUGGAGGAGAGUAGGUGAGUUGUGUUAAGUCUCUUUGCUAAAGAAAUUAGGCAAAGUUAAAAAGAUGUUUGGUGGCUAGUGCUGUGGCUGGGACCCUAUAUGUACUGUGGCUAUAAAGUGGCGUUUUGGUUGAGGUUUGUUUAUGGCUCCUCAGACGACUGUGUAUUGCUAUCGUGCGGUCAUUACUAAAGUUGGUAUAACUAGAGAAGCAAGCAGAUGGCAACAUUCAUCUCUCGAGGGGGUGUUUUACUCUGUGUUACUCUGUGUUUGACCCCAAGUUAAUUUUACGCCGGAAUAUCCCUUUAAGCAACAUUAAAAAGUUCAUGUGUGACUCCAAAUAGCGUCCAGUCCCUUAGAAUAUUUUUACAGGCUCAUGCAGAUUUUCCUCAACCGGCCAAUCAGCAUCAAACGAGAACAACCACAGGUGGAAAGCGAAGGUCGCUGCGUCAUGAAAUCCAGUCUUCCACCUCAUGGCGUCCGUGGCGGAUGUGUUGAGAUUGAUUGACCCGCCGCUCUGCAGUGUUCACAUUACCUGGUGAUUUCUACAUAACUCUCUUUUGUGUCUGUACUUCCAGGCUCCGCAGACUCAGUGGUCGUCCUCUCACAGCCGCAUGAACUGGUGACCAUGACGACGGAGGGCCAUGCAUAUGGAGAGGAUGUGGUGGCGCUACUGUAGUCUCCUAUCAUGACACAUUACACACUGCCGUUUCCUGUCAGUCAGAAAGGACUUAACAUAGCCGUCUUUUUUUGUACAUAGAUUAAUCACGUCUGUAGAUAUCUGUAAUUAGCAACUGAUAAUUGUUUUAUUUUAACAAGUGCGAAACGGAAACAUUUGUACAAAACAACCGUUUUUUGAACUCCCAAAGAAAAACUGAGACGGGUUUAAAAAGUUUAUGAAAAUAUACGGACCAUGUAUUGUUCUGAGCGGAAACAUUGUAAACAAGUCUGCGGUUUGAAAUGCAACAGACACAAACAAGACUCCAUAUAAGCUGCGUUUCCAACACACCUGAGAGUAGAAAAGCGCCCGAUAUAUUAUAAACCUGCUACUGCACAGCGCUGCAUGUAAACACCGACCACAGCCGCUCUGUUGAUCAUCCUGAGUAAAACAAACAAACAUUCAUCUCAAACCAAAUGCCCAAAGCUGCUCCACUCAGCGUCUUAUUGGUUCACUUCUUCCACUCAAAAGUGUCGACUUCCUCCGCUCCACUCGCUCUCUGAGUUAAGACGCACGUUGCUCAUUUACAGCUCAAUGUAUUAACACUUGAGAAUAAUUGCUUUUGAAAUGAAAUGAAGAAUUACUCAUGAGGUUAGAAAAAAAGAAAAAAAAAAACAAACAGCAGAUGUCUGGGGCUGUUAGAUAAAGUAGUGCGCACUACUAGCAGUGUUUCUUCCUCCUCCUCCUCCUCUUCUUCUUCUUCCUCCUCCUCAGUGGAUCUUCAGGUUGUGGAAGUGGUCCAGCGUGGCGCCCAAAGCCCAGCUCGCCUCCACGUUGUUCACUUUCUUGGUCAACUAGGAGGAGGGGGGGAAAAACCCACACCAAAUCACUCAAAUGCCUUUUGUAUUUAUUGAAAUAAAGAGUCAUGUCAUUUUUGUCUCGCUCUCUCGCUAUUUUUGAGCCUUUUUCCUUGAUUAGAUCGGACAGCUUAAAAAAGACGUGGGGGGAAGUGGGUGGGGAGUGGGGGAUGACAUGAAUCAGUUUUGUAACUCGCGCGGCAGAGGCUGGUGUCUGUACUUUCCUGUCUCUCAUUUAUGAGGGACAAUGAGUGAUUUCUCAGGAUCAGGGACGUUCAUCCUUUAGCAUGAUUAACUGAUUAUUUCAUAACUUGUGCUCUGUUUUAAGAAAGCCACCGGUGACUCACGGUUCUAUUUAUGAUCUAUUCAAAUGGUAGUAACAAAUUCUCAAUGGGAGCUAUUUUCAAACCCACUCUUUGUCUUUUAACUGGGAGUUAAAAGAGAAGUAAGAAGUCAUGAUUCACACAACUCUUCCCCUCGUUAUUUCUCCUGUCUCACCUGCAGCACCGUGCUCUCCUUAAAGCCGAACCC